GAGAAUCCUCCAUUUCACGUCUUUCCUAAGCAAACCAACAAAACUUGCUCAGCUUCUUCUUCCUCCUAGAGCAGAGACAAACUACCAAAAAUGUCAAAUUCAUUUAACCGGAGAAAACUAACGUCAUCGGACUUAUACCGAGGCCGGAGCUCCAGGACCACUAGACGUAAGGUGAAGCACCAAGUCUCUCGUCGUAAUCCCAGUAAGAUUCGUUCAAAGUCUAAUAAAAUCCUCAGCCGAAGUUUCUCGGAGCCGAAUCUCCACCAAAGCAUCUCUGUUGAAGAUGAUGGUGAUCGACUUUGCUCUACGCCGGUGGUAGAUCUCCCGGAGGAGAUCCUUUACCUCUCCAAGAUCCGUUCGGAAGUUUUCGCUUCAGCUCCGUCGUUAUCUGGCUUCUCUUCACCCUCUUCUUCUCCGAUUAACCAACAGGUUUACAAGAGAGAAGCAGAAAAGGUUGUGAUCAAUGUAUUAGUUGAAGGAAGUCCAGGACCUAUAAGGAUUUUGGUUAAGCUAAGUUGCAGCGUCGAAGAAACGAUCAAGAUGGUUGUGGACAAGUAUCGCAAAGAAGGACGAACACCGAAACUCGAUGAAGAUCUUGCCUUUGAAGUGCAUCAGUCUCACUUUAGUAUCCAAUGUUUGGAGAAAACCGAAAUAAUUGGUGAAAUAGGUAGUAGAAGCUUCUACAUGAGGAAGAAAGUACCUGAAAACAUGAUUCUGGUGAUAAGGAAUCUUCCGUCGUCAUCGAACUUGUUCCAAUCUUUUAUUGCACAAAAGAUUGGGAGAAUUGUGAGGAGGACAAGGAAGGUAUGGAACAUGUUGGUAUGUGCUCAGUGAACAACAAAACCGGUUUUAAACAGAAACAAAGUAUUGUUCUAGUUAUGUUUUACACUUGGAGCUACACAUAAUAUUUACUUGUGUUCGCUCAAAUUUUAUAUAAGAGAAUCAGUUCUUUGUAAGCUUAUUUACUCUAUGACUUGCAACAUAUAGCUGAUCCCAAAAAAACAAAGACUAGCAACAUAUAAGCUAUAGGUAUUAUAUACAUUCGAAUGUAAUUAUUGUACUCUAAUUUUACUCGAAAAUUUCGUUUUAUAAAAAAUCGAGUUGUAAAUAGAACAGUUUUUACAUUUGUAUAUUUUUGGCAGUGUGAAGUUUUUUAUUU
Messenger RNA from Brassica oleracea var. oleracea, 1159 nucleotides. RefSeq lists its product as uncharacterized. Bases 91 to 834 code for a protein of 247 amino acids. The transcript has 3 exons. Lineage: Eukaryota; Viridiplantae; Streptophyta; Magnoliopsida; Brassicales; Brassicaceae. The record is from RefSeq and is a predicted model, not a curated record.